Marmota flaviventris (yellow-bellied marmot) is the source of this 3966-nucleotide messenger RNA. It is a transcript of the gene Rbm47, whose product is annotated as RNA binding motif protein 47. The record is from RefSeq and is a predicted model, not a curated record. NCBI's taxonomy places the organism in Eukaryota, Metazoa, Chordata, Mammalia, Rodentia, Sciuridae. Gene Ontology annotation, molecular function: RNA binding.
CGGAUUCAGCGCCUCCAAACAGGCUUAGGGCUCUUUUGAAAUGCGGGAGGCUCCUUCACUCUUGUAUAAACAGAAACCAGCUGUAACACCAGGUCAGGGCGCAUUAAAAUGAGCCACUUUGAACGAGCGGCGCCCAGGCCCCAGGCCCUGCUGUGAAGGCCCCGGCCGAGGUCAGGACUCGGUCCGCGUGACGUGCCUUCCUACGCGGGUCCGAGCCAGGCUGUGCCGCAGCUAAGGUAUCUGCGCUCCUAAAACAACAGGAAUGUUGCACUGGCCUUCAGCCAGCGGAGGCUCAGCGAGCAGGAUAAAAUUUCAGUGCAGAUUUACGGGAAGUUGCCGGUGUUGGGAGUAAAAAUCUGGUUUGGUGAGACAGUGUGUCUACAGCUCAGAGACCGGACCCUUGCCCAGGGAAGAAGGACUUCCACCAGGAUUGCUCAGUGACCUUAGAUUAGAGGCGGCAAGUGUGACGUUUACAGGCCAGGUAACAGCGGAAUUAGAAGGAUACCUGGCACCAGGUCACCCAGCAGAGCUCAGCGAUCCCUUGGCUUUCCGAGGACGUUUGGAUCGGCCUCAAAGGGCACUCCAAAAAUUGAACGGACAACUCUCAAGCAAGCUGCCUGAAUUUACCUGUCCAGCAUCUUCUAAAGGAACAGACCUAUCGAAUUGGUGGCUCUUGGUUUCCACCAGCUGUGGAUGCCUUUGACAUUAUGACCGCAGAGGAUUCCACCGCAGCCAUGAGCAGCGACCCAGCCGCAGCCUCCUCGGAGAAGGUACCCGAGGGCGUGGCGGGCGCGCCCAACGAGGCCUCGCUGCUGGCGCUUAUGGAACGCACCGGCUACAGCAUGGUGCAGGAGAACGGGCAGCGCAAGUAUGGCGGCCCGCCCCCCGGCUGGGAGGGCCAGCACCCGCAGCGCGGCUGCGAAGUCUUCGUGGGCAAGAUCCCUCGCGACGUGUAUGAGGACGAGCUGGUUCCCGUGUUCGAGACAGUGGGCCGCAUCUACGAGCUGCGCCUCAUGAUGGACUUCGACGGCAAGAACCGUGGCUACGCCUUCGUCAUGUACUGCCACAAGCACGAGGCCAAGCGCGCGGUGCGCGAGCUCAACAACUACGAGAUCCGCCCGGGCCGCCUGCUAGGCGUGUGCUGCAGCGUGGACAACUGCCGCCUCUUCAUCGGUGGCAUCCCCAAGAUGAAGAAGCGCGAGGAGAUCCUGGAGGAGAUCGCCAAGGUCACCGAGGGCGUGCUCGAUGUGAUCGUCUAUGCCAGCGCUGCGGACAAGAUGAAAAACCGCGGCUUCGCCUUUGUGGAGUACGAGAGCCACCGCGCCGCGGCCAUGGCGCGCCGCAAGCUCAUGCCCGGCCGCAUCCAGCUGUGGGGCCACCAGAUCGCCGUGGACUGGGCCGAGCCUGAGAUCGACGUGGACGAGGACGUGAUGGAAACCGUGAAGAUCCUCUAUGUGCGCAACCUCAUGAUCGAGACCACCGAGGACACCAUCAAGAAGAGCUUUGGCCAGUUCAACCCCGGCUGCGUGGAGCGCGUCAAGAAGAUCCGCGACUACGCCUUCGUGCACUUCACCAGCCGCGAGGACGCAGUGCACGCCAUGAACAACCUCAACGGCACCGAGCUGGAGGGCUCGUGCCUGGAGGUCACGCUGGCCAAGCCGGUGGACAAGGAGCAGUACUCCCGCUACCAGAAGGCAGCCAAGGGCGGAGGCGCAGCGGAGGCGGCAGCUCAGCAGCCCAGCUACGUGUAUCCCUGCGACCCCUACACACUGGCCUACUACGGCUACCCCUACAAUGCUCUGAUCGGGCCCAACCGGGACUACUUCGUGAAAGCAGGCAGCAUAAGAGGCCGAGGGCGAGGUGCAGCUGGCAACAGAGCCCCCGGACCCAGGGGUUCCUACCUCGGGGGAUAUUCUGCUGGCCGCGGUAUAUAUAGCCGAUAUCAUGAAGGGAAAGGAAAGCAGCAAGAAAAAGCAUAUGAACUUGUGCCGAAUUUGGAAAUCUCUGCUGUCAAUCCAGUUGCCAUUAAACCUGGUACAGUGGCCAUCCCUGCCAUCGGGGCCCAAUAUUCCAUGUUUCAGGCAGCCCCAGCCCCUAAAAUGAUUGAAGAUGGCAAGAUCCACACAAUGGAGCACAUGAUCAGCCCCAUCGCUGUGCAGCCAGACCCAGCCAGUGCUGCCGCCGCCGCUGCUGCUGCCGCAGCCGCUGCUGUCAUUCCUGCAGUAUCAACGCCGCCACCUUUCCAGGGCCGCCCAAUAACCCCCGUGUACACGGUGGCUCCGAACGUUCCAAGAAUUCCCACUGCCGGCAUCUACGGGGCCAGUUACGUUCCAUUUGCUGCACCGGCCACGGCCACCAUCGCCACACUACAGAAGAAUGCUGCCGCCGCCGCUGCCAUGUACGGAGGGUACGCUGCGGGCUACAUACCUCAGGCCUUCCCGGCUGCUGCUAUUCAGGUCCCCAUUCACGACGUCUACCAGACCUACUGAGGCUGGUGACAGGCGCAAUGGCCAGCCACAAACAUCGCUGCAGGAACACUGUACAAUUUAUGAAGAAAGGACCAUGUUGGAUUCGCGCACAUGUGAACCGUGACAGUGAAGAAUGUUAUCGAAUAUCAAAUAUCACCUGAAAUAUUUUAUACACAUGAAGUUUUCACUAGUUUUUUUUAAGACUGUCCUCAACUGAGCAGGCCUGUGUUCGUACAUUUCUCAGAGACUCGCAGGGGUCUGUGCCUUAAUACCAUCUUUUAAAAAAACUUGUCCGCCGAAUGACAUUUGUAUAGAGGUUUUGUGUUGUUCUGUUUUUUAAGGAUAUAUUUUUCAGUAUGAAGGUUAUUUUCUUAACUUCUGCACUCCGGAGAGUUCUAUUUUGUGGUACCUUCCAUAGUAGACCAGCUGGCUGUUUAAAAAGCACCCUCGAGCAGCUGGAGAACUGUUUUGAAAAAAUAUAUUCACUAUUUAAAGAUGCAAACAAUUGUGCUUUGAAAUACUACACCAAGCAUUAUUUUAAAGGUGAUACUGGAAAGUGCAAUUUUAAUAUGAGUAAAACCUCUGCUGUAUUUCCACUGGCAUUAAGGGUUGACGGUGUUACCAUGUGUUACCAUGAUGCUUCUGUUUUUGAAAAGAAAUCGGAACACUCAAUUUCUCCUCAGGCCAACAUGGAAAUGACUCGUCACACUCUGAGUCCAAACACUGGAAAGCUGUACCUGUCACCAUUACCUUGGGUUGUUUCUCCAUGUGCCUCGAUUAUUAAACAUGCCCCUCCCAUCCCACCUCACCCCAGUCCCCAUCCCUAGUCCAGCUUCAAAGUUUGGCAAUUCUAGGACGCAUGAAGAACUCUAUAGAGAAAACAACUGGUGGCUUUUGUACUUCUCCCUGGGUUUUUAAUGGGCUUCUUUGUUUUGUUGUACUGUUUUGUUUUGUUUUGGUUGGGGAGGUAUUAUCUUCUACAUGUGCUCUUUUCAGUAGCAGAGUACGUGUAAGCACCGGGUUUUAAUAUUAUGUUUGCAUAAGACAUCUUCGCAUAGCUAUUUAAUUGUCCAGGAUAAAACUUUAAUUCCCUUUCUGAUGUUUUUAUUUUAUUCCUUUUUGAAGUAUGGGUUUUUAGAGACAAAGAAUGUAUGUUGUUGUGGACAAGAUCCCAAAGACUCUUGUCAGCAGAAAGUUAAGCCUCUAGUUGCCUUAUCAUGUUUCAUGCAAAAUGCUGUGGUCACCGACGGUGUUGGGAACGUUAUGCUUGUUGAAAAGGGCUUUCCUCCUUAGCUGUGCACUCGGUGGCUGAGCUGAAGUGCAGCCCGCAUAUCCAGGAGGAGAGACCUGAAGGAGUUUUAUAAAAGUUUGUAAAUAUCUUCUCAUGCUGACUUUUUAGUCUUUUUAUGUUGCUGAAGUUCACGGUAUAGAGUUUAAUGCAAAGUGAAACCAUUUUAUUUCAAUGUUAUUAAAAAGAUUUGCUUUAUUAGGAAGUAAA